AUGCUGAACCUCUUGGCCAUUGGAAAUACUCAGAUCCACGCGCAAGCGAUUGCCAUCAUGCCACCCGGAAUGCCACGCUGGAUCUUGGACCUCGCGGAAAAACCUGACGAGUAUCUGAAUGAAUUCCGUGAUGGAUGCUCGGAUGAUCCUUACUAUAUGGAUCAGUCUUUCAGAGAGAGGGCUACACACCCGCCCGUGGGAAAGUGCGGAGAACUCCUGCGUUCGUCGCCUUCAAGUUUCCUCUACGCCCUGGUAGAUCUGCAUACAACCCGCGUGAGAGGAGGGACGAACCGCGAGCUGUGGCAACACGUGGCGGCGCUGCAAAUCUUCUUGGAUUCUUUGGAUCCAGCCAAGGGCAUUGAGCAUCCUUUCAACGCUCUGGUCAAUACGCUCAUAGAUCUAGGAUUGUAUAGCGUGCUUCUCGUGUUACUCGAUGACAACGACGUCUUCGAUGAGCAUCCGCGAUAUAUCGCCGUCGUACUCUUCAUCAUCAGAGAGAUUACAGGCAUAGCCGUUGCCAAGGCCAAGUGCCACGAACGGCCACGAGCGCCCGUGGAGGAGCCACCACCCGUCCCCAUUGACUCUCGGAUUGCCCGGUUGCAGUCGUGUCUCUUCAAAACCGCCUGGAGUAACCGAGACGUUUUCGACGAGACACAUAGGAAUGAAGCAUACGUCCCAGGCGGCUCUAAGGCAACGCGACAAUUGAUGUGGAGACUCUGUCGUCACACCCAAUGGUCGGGAAUCUUGGGGACCGCAAGUUUUGAUGAACCUGGCCUUUUGUCCUUGCGACGAUUCAUAUUGUUCUUGUGGGCAACGAACCCUGACAUAGACGAGUCACCGAACUCGGAUGGCCUUUUCUGCAUUCUUGCGCAAACAUUCACCGUCAAUAAACCGCCCGAGGGUGUGAUUGGGACGGCGACAAGCUUCUUGAGAGACGAACUCUGUCCCCACUACAAUCCCAAGUACGUCGUUGAACGUAUAUCCGACACGAUAUGCAGUGCAUCUACGGAUGAUGUGAUACCAGGCAUGAUGUGGCGCAUUACCUGGCUUGUGCGCGAGAUGCUCAUUAUGCCUUGUUUCCGCGUAUACCUUGCAUCGAGUCGAGUGUUCGAGACACUGUGUGAGUCGAUCAACAAAUAUGCCGAGGAUCACGUCGAUCCAUUGGCCUUAUGGGCAGUCCGGCGCGAUGGCCUGAAGAUCAUCAGGAAUAUCACUCAUGAUGUAUCGUUCUCUGAAGGCGCAGAAAGUUUCAUCCGACAGGGAGUCGUACAGUUUCUUGCACGAAGUGUCGUUAAUGCCACCAUGUGCAACGUGCUACAGAAUGACCCUGGCUGGGCGAUCUUACACGAUGUCCUUCAUCAAUACACUCUGAUAGGCGGUGCGCUGCGACUUCGCAGGGAGAAGGCGACUGGCGAGAAGAAGCAAUCGCUUGCCAAGUUCUUCGACAACGCUAUCCAUGACGAAUGGUAUCCGACUCUUCAAGCACUUCGUCCUUGUCCGCCGACGGCAGCGCGGUCUGGCCUCCUUGAUGCGUGGAAGGCUUUUGGCGACGCGCUGGGUCUUGAUGAGAGCGAAGAGAAAGCGGCUUUCGAACGCGCGAGGAGACAGUUCUGCUCCUGGGCCGAGUGCGAGUACCACAAGCAAGCAGCUCCUAUGCCUACACGACAGUGUGCGGGUUGCGGUCAAGUGCGGUACUGUAGCAAAGUGUGUCAGCAGAGGGACUGGAAAGAAGGGAAGCACAAAGUUGCAUGCAAACGAUUGAAGGGUGCUCCAUCCGCGCUUUGA
Peniophora sp. CBMAI 1063 is the source of this 1785-nucleotide messenger RNA. Lineage: Eukaryota; Fungi; Basidiomycota; Agaricomycetes; Russulales; Peniophoraceae. The record is from the annotation of a GenBank genome assembly.